This is a messenger RNA of Chrysoperla carnea, 2032 nucleotides long. RefSeq names its product gastrula zinc finger protein XlCGF57.1-like. Gene Ontology annotation, molecular function: zinc ion binding. The transcript has 2 exons. NCBI's taxonomy places the organism in Eukaryota, Metazoa, Arthropoda, Insecta, Neuroptera, Chrysopidae. The coding region runs from base 80 to 1708 and encodes 542 amino acids. The record is from RefSeq and is a predicted model, not a curated record. Gene Ontology annotation, cellular component: nucleus.
UAGAGCUGGUAAAAUGGUGUAAAAUCAUGUAGGAAUAAGUUACAUACAAAAUAAAUAAAUGUAUAAAAUUAAUUUUUAAAUGAUGAAUCAAUCAAUAAAUAUUCAAGAUUUUCAAACAAUUUGUCGUAUUUGUUUAAUACAACGUGAUAAUAUGAUGCAAACAACAUCCGAACAAGUUGUUCACAUGCUUGAAGAGUGUACUGCCGUUCAUGAACGUUUUCGUGAAAAACUACCCCAACAAAUAUGUAAAAAUUGUUUUUGGCAAUUAAAAAACGCUUACGAUUUUAAACAACAAUGUACACUCUCCUUAGAAAUUUUAUGUAACAUACUUUUACAAGAGGAAGGAAAUCAUGACGAAAAACUAAAUGAAAAUAUUAUACCAGUAAUGAAAUUAGAAUUAAAUGAGGUGAUCGAAGAUGACCACAAAGAUAGAAAAAUUGAUAUUAAAAAUGAAAUAUACUCAACGGAAGAUGAUGAUCCAGAAGAUUACAACGAUUAUACGCGAAGUAAUGAUGGAAAUGAUUCAUUUCAUGAAGAUGAUACCGACGAGGAAAGUUCAUCUUCCGAAGACGAAGAAGAAAAAGAUGAUUUAAGUGAUACACCAUCAUGUGAAAAUGAUAAAACCGAGCAAAAACAACGAUCUCUAGCGGAUAUUUUAAUAAAAAAAUAUAAAAUCUACGAUUUAACAUGUAAUAUUUGUAAAAAAGAAAUAAGUACGCGUACAACGUUGCUCCGACACAUGGAAAUACACGAUAAAAAUCGUUCAUUUAAAUAUUACUGUGAUAAAUGUAACAAAGGUUUUUACGCCCAAGAAAAUCUAAAAAAACAUCAAUUACGACACAUGGGUAAAACAAAAUUCCAGUGUGAUCGUUGCGAAAAACGUUUUUACGUAUUAAGUGCCCUUGGUGUUCAUUAUAAAUCGAGUCAUAAAGCGAAACCGAUUACGUGUCCCGAAUGCCCACAACAAUUUUAUCAUCCAUUACAAAUCGAACAACAUCAUGCACAAACACACGUCGAAAAGAAAUUCGUAUGUGAAGAUUGUGGUAAAAUAUUCCCAACGAAAAAUCGUUUAACAAAACAUAAAGUCUUCCAUUCGGAAGCGCGACCGCAUGUAUGCACCUUUUGUACGCGUAGCUUUAAACAAAAAUCCGAUUUAACCGCACAUAUAAAAAAACGUCAUGACGAUAACGAACGACGUGAAAUGUGUUAUAUUUGUGGGAAAUUAGUUUUACCCGGUUGUUUAACCAUUCAUCUAGACACCCAUAAUAAUAAAUCGUUUAAAUGUCCACAAUGUGGUAAAUUGUAUGCGAGUAAAUUAAUUUUAGGCCGCCAUAUUAAUUUAAAGCAUAAUAAUUUAGGUGAAAUUAAAAAAUAUUAUUGUAAUUUAUGUAAUAAAGCGUUGGGUUCGAAAGGGAGUUUAACGAAUCAUAUGAUUAAUAUACAUUCAGAGAUUCGUAAAAGUGAUUGUCCAAUUUGUGGUAAGACAUACAAGUCACAAAAUGGUGUUAAGUUACAUAUACAGAGUGUACAUAAAAAUGAGAGACCGCAUAUUUGUCAAACGUGUAAUAAAGCGUUUCAUACAAAGAAAAUUUUAGAGAAACAUAUACGUACACAUACCGGGGAACGACCGUUUUCAUGUACGAUUUGCUCGAAAGCAUUUGGAUUUAAAGAAGUAUUGAAGACACAUAUGAAAGUUCAUUCAAAAUAGAUGAAAUUCAAGAACUUUCAAUUUAAUCGAAUAAAUCGAUUCUGACUGAAUAAAUGAUUACAGAAUAUUUUGGGCAUGCCACCGAUCACAUCGUUCUCUAUGAAAUGUUAUAUUACAAACGGGCACAAGUGAUCCUACGAACAGGUGCUCACACCGUGGACUUCAAUUUUCAAUGAUGUUUAGCUUGUUUACGCCUAGCAUAAAAGCCAAUUUCUUUGACAAAAAUUGUCUAUGGACUCCUAAACCCGUCAGCACUCGCGUUUUUCAAACGUGGUUGAACCUUUUUCCAUCUUCAUAUAGUUUUAUCUCUUUUCAAAUUAUGAA